Messenger RNA from Symbiodinium sp. CCMP2456, 1959 nucleotides. The record is from the annotation of a GenBank genome assembly. Lineage: Eukaryota; Dinophyceae; Suessiales; Symbiodiniaceae.
AUGGAUGCUGAUGUGCGCUGCCAAGUCGAGGGGAUGUUUAGGUCCACCUUGGCAGACCCAAACGGCCUUCUCGUGCGAGAAAGUUGCAUCGAAUUUCUCCUUUCGAUUGGCGGUACCCCCGAAGAGGCGAACGCGCUGCUCAAAGAGUGUGAUCGGGGUCGAGAUGACACUCACAUUAGCGUCACGAACUUCUUGGAUGUCCUAUGCGGCCCUGCAGAGUUAGCUGCGGGCAGGGAAGCGAAGGACUCCGCCGAGCAGCCGCCACAAACUUCAGAGGCGAGCGACACGGGGAAACAGACCCUGGAAGCAUCGGCCAAGGAGCCUCCACUAGUACAAACACCGAAGGUGCAGAGUGCUCCCGAGAGAAUAGAAGAAAAGCCGCAGAUCAAGGAGUCUGAGGUAGUCAAAGAAGCAGAAGAGCCCUCCACCGAAGGGAAAGCCGAGGAGCAGCCUGCUGAGCCCGGCCCAGCAGACCCGGCGGCCGAGGAAGCACCAGACAAGGAAGACCCCAACCUGACGACCACAGCCACAACGGCCACUGCAGAAGGCAUGCAGGAGGACGACUCCACUGCAACCCUGCCGACACCUGCAGAAGAAGUCAAAGUUGAAAGCGAGGCUUGCGACAAGGGGGUGGAAUUCCACCACGACCCUUCAGACAUGGAUUGGUACUAUGAAUCGUCCUUCAUGCAGUCCAACAGACUCGUAAAAGUGAAGGAGGGAAAAAGAUGGAAAGAAAUGGACCUGCUCCAGGCAUGGAAUUCGCACCCAAUUCCACGAUGGCCUCCGCGCAUGCCACCCUGUGGACCGGUUUCGGCGGACGGUGACCCGACGAGCAUUGGCGACGCUUGGGUCCCCGUUCACGUGCACGUGAACCCUGGCUUGGUUGGACAGUGGGCUCGCCAGUGCACGCGAGAGUACCGGCCCUAUCCUGGAGAAGUGAUGCGCAAGAGGUACAGAAUCGAGCAUGCCAUCGGCGCGGGGCACUUCACGCGUGCAUAUCUCGCGACCGACGUGGAGACCAACGAGAAGGUCUGCAUCAAGCGCCACAAUGGGCUGACUGUCGAACUACUGACGGACUUGCUCACCAUCGGUCGGCGCAUAGAAUCGGUGGACCCUGAGUUCAAAUGCUUUUCCAGGCUGGUCGAAGCUUUCUUCGACAUGGUGGGAUACACUGUGGAGACACUCUUCGAGGGGCGAAACUGCACCGAGAUUUGCCGGACAAAUCCAAUGCACUUCAAGAAUUUGGACAAUCUUCGGGUUGUUGCCGUCGGAUGCUUGCGCGGCUUGAAGCUUCUGGCAGAAGCAGGCGUCGUGCAUUGUGACAUGAAGGCGGACAACUUCAUGUGGACAAAGACGGAUGAAGGGGAGCCAACGGUUCGAUUGGUGGAUUUUGGCUGUUCUCGGCUGGACAGCCGCUUGGAGAGUGGGCGGAACUGGAGCUUUGCGGAAGGUGGUGCAGGCCACAUCGGGAAAUGGGCGCCUGAGAUGAUGCUGCGAAUCCCAAUCACGGACAAAGCCGAUGUUUGGGGCCACGCGGUCGCCCUGCUCGAGCUCUACUGCGGACGCAACAUGUGGAAUGAGGAGGAAGAUACAGUGGAGUACAUGCUGGCGCAAGCGCUUGGCCUCGUGAACUCCAAGAGUGGACUGCCCGAGAAGCUUCUUCGACGAAGCCCACUCGACAUCAGACAGCUGUACACUCCUUCCCCGGCAUACUUCCCGGUUCAGCGCCUUGGUGUCGCCCCCAACAUUAGCUUCAAGGAGCUUCGGCCGGCGACGUGGGGUCUGGCGUGCGUCCUUGGCGACGAGUCCGAGUGGGAUGAGAUGAAGACGGAGCUGGCGAACUAUGUGUGCAAGUCCAUGAACCUGGAUCCAGAUGACAGACCAUCCGCCGUGGAACUGAUGUCCCACAAGUUCGUCGGCAUGGAAGCCGAAGCUGCCGCUUCAGAUCUUUCUCCUUGA